Rodentolepis nana is the source of this 618-nucleotide messenger RNA. The record is from the annotation of a GenBank genome assembly. Lineage: Eukaryota; Metazoa; Platyhelminthes; Cestoda; Cyclophyllidea; Hymenolepididae.
GCUGCCUAUACACUUGUGUUGGAUAUGACAUCUGCUGAAUCCCCCUCACGCAAUCUAAAAAUAAAAUCCUUGGCUAAUAGCGGCGCUGAACGACCUCCUUCCCUUGAAACGGCUUCGGGUUUGUAUGGUGCCCUUCUGGAGAAGGUUUGUGGAUGUCUUCGAAAGUGGAUGAACGAUUUUGCAACUUCUUCCUUUGCUUUGGAUGUUCUCUGUGGAAUGGCCAAUGCCCCAGUUCCUCAGCCAAAUAUUGCUCUAUGCAAGUUGACACAAACAUUUGAAAAGAUUCGUCAGAAAUUGGUCCUUAACUUUGCAGUGGUUUUCGAUAAUCAGGAACGAAGUUGUCGACGCUGCGUUCAAAGUGUCUGCGAUUUCAUAGUCGCCCAAUGCCAGCGUGAGAAGAAAGACCAUACUCGCUCACUUCACAGUCUCAUCAUAAAUGCCUUCAAUUGUCUCAGUGUGUGGAUAGUGGCGCAUCCUUUUACCCUUCAUGACCUCGAUACACUCAAGGCUGUGGUUGAGACCACGAAAUUGGGGGGUCGUAGGAAACCAAAGAAAGCGCAAAAGAGAAGCCAGAAAUGGAUGGAAGAUGAGGAAGGGGAAGAGGGUAGAUAUGCAUGA